AUGUUCGGCUGGACCGUUGAAGAGUGGAAAAAUUUCCAUUUCGCUGCUACGCCUGAUGAUUCGCUUCGAACUUUGCAUGAACUUUUGAAAUCCCAAUCCGCCGCUCCUGAAGAUCCCGCUUGGAUCUCGUUGGUUUCUGAAGCUGAUUUAGACCACCAGUGGAGCUUCCUUCAGUCUCAUUCAAAGAAACACCUUCUUCCGUUGUAUGGUGUGCCUGUGGCUGUUAAGGAUAAUAUCGAUACAAAGCUUUUACCUACUACUGCUGCAUGCCCGUCGUUUGCUUACCAACCAAAAGAAGAUGCUACUACGGUGCAGCUUUUGCGUAGUGCUGGUGCUAUAGUUAUUGGUAAGACUAACUUGGACCAGUUUGCUACCGGUCUUGUGGGUACGCGUUCUCCAUAUGGCAUUACUCCUAAUACUUUCAAUAAGGAGUACGUUUCUGGAGGCUCUUCUGCUGGAUCUGCUUCAGUUGUUGCCAGAGGUAUUGUUCCUAUUGCUUUGGGCACAGAUACUGCUGGUUCUGGCCGUGUACCAGCUGCAUUGAACAACUUGGUUGGGUUGAAACCUACCAAAGGUGUUUUCUCAGCUCAUGGUGUUGUCCCAGCAUGUAAGUCUUUGGACUGUGUUUCUGUGUUUGCCAUGAACUUGCAAGACGCACAGCUUGCGUUCAAUAUCUUGGCCCAGGAAGAUCCAUUGAAGGAUGCUUACUCUAGACCUAUGCCACAGAACCCUAGGUUGACAUUUGGCGCUGCUCCAAAGGUCGGGGUGCCUACGAAAUUGGUCUGGUGUGGUGAAGAAGAGAACCCUAAGCUUUACGGAAAGGCUGUUUCUACUUUGGAAAAGGCUGGUUCUGCUUUGUCGCCAGUCGAUAUCCAGCCGUUGCUUGACUUAGCUAAAUACUUAUACGAGGGUGCCUGGGUUGCUGAAAGGUACUGGGCUACAAAAGACUUUCUUGCUACCAACCCUCCAGAGAAGGAUUUGGAUCCUACUGUUACUGCUAUUAUUAAAGGCGGUGAGCAUGUUUCUGCCAGUACUGCUUUUGAGUACGAGUAUAAAAGACAAGCUGUGGUACAGAAGAUUACACCUAUUUUCGAAGAAUUAGAUGUGGUUGUUGUUCCUACAGCUCCAUUGACGCCGAAGAUUGCUGACGUUCAGGCAGAGCCUAUCAAAAUCAAUUCCUGCCAAGGUACAUACACUAACUUUGUCAACCUUGCUGACUUGAGUGCCCUUUCUGUGCCAGCAGGUUUCAGAACCAGCGACGGUGUGCCUUUUGGCGUUACAUUCCUUUCCCAGAAAUUCAACGACUAUGCUCUUUUGGACUUUGCCGCUAGGUAUAUGAAAGUGUACUCCACUGAGGUUCCUAGAUUCUACGGUUGCCUUAAAGAGAAACAAGAAAAGACUGCCACUGUUCAUGACUUGCUUCAUCACCGUUGUGAACUCCCCAGCAAGGUUUUAAAGAACACUAUUAAAUUGGCCGUUGUGGGAGCCCAUUUGAAAGGGUUCCAAUUGCAUUGGCAGUUACAGAAAGUCAAGGCUUCCUUUGUUGAACUGACCACCACUUCUGAAUCAUACAAACUCUAUGCAUUGCCUAAAACAGGACCAGUUGCCAAACCUGGAUUAAGAAGAGUUUCUAAGAAGGGUAAGAAGAUUGCCAUUGAGGUUUACGAAGUUCCCGCUGAGACGUUUGGCCAGUUUAUUGCAUUUGUGCCUGAACCAUUGGGCAUUGGAUCUGUGGAGCUAGCAUCUGGCGAAUGGAUCAAAUCUUUCAUUUGUGAAGAGUCUGGUUACUUAGCUCAGGGCACUACAGACAUUACAGAGUUUGGUGGCUGGAAGAACUACCAUACCCAUUUGGACGCUGAGGCCAAGAAGACCCAAAGACCAUUCAGGUCUGUGCUUGUUGCCAACAGAGGAGAAAUUGCCGUCAGAAUUAUGAAGACAUUAAAACGCAUGAAAAUCAAAGCUAUUGCCGUUUACUCUGACCCAGAUAAGUACGCUGAACAUGUGGUUAUGGCAGACCAGGCCAUUCCUCUCCAUGGUGUUUCUGCUGCUGAGACUUAUAUUCAUAUGGACAAGAUCUUUGCUGCUGCUAAAGAAAGCGGUGCCGAAGCUAUCAUUCCAGGCUACGGUUUCUUGUCUGAAAAUGCUGAGUUUGCUGAUAGAUGUGGUAAAGAAGGUAUUGUCUUUGUUGGACCUUCUGGAGACGCUAUCAGAAAGCUUGGUCUUAAACACUCAGCCAGAGAAAUUGCCCAGAAAGCUGGUGUUCCAUUGGUUCCAGGUUCUGGUUUGGUUACUGAUGCCAAAGAAGCUCGUGCUGUUGCAGCCCAAUUGGAGUACCCUGUGAUGGUGAAGUCUACCGCAGGCGGUGGUGGUAUCGGAUUACAAAAGGUUGACUCUGAAGAGGAUAUUGAAAGAGUGUUCCAGACUGUGCAGCAUCAAGGAAAGUCGUAUUUUGGCGACUCUGGUGUUUUCCUUGAAAGGUUUGUGGAGAACGCUAGACAUGUGGAGAUUCAGAUGAUGGGUGAUGGUUAUGGUAAAGCACUUGCCAUUGGCGAAAGAGACUGUUCUUUACAAAGAAGAAACCAGAAGAUUAUUGAAGAAACGCCUGCUCCAAACUUACCUGAAGCUACUAGACAGCGUAUGAGAAAAGCAGCCGAGUCCUUGGGCUCUCUUUUGAACUAUAAGUGUGCUGGUACUGUUGAAUACAUUUAUGACGAAAAGAGAGACGAGUUUUAUUUCUUGGAAGUCAAUGCCCGUUUACAGGUGGAGCACCCAAUCACAGAAAUGGUUACUGGUUUGGAUUUGGUCGAGUGGAUGUUGUUGAUUGCUGCUGAUACUCCACCAGACUUCUCUCAGCGUAUUGAAGUCAAGGGUGCUUCCAUGGAAGCCAGACUCUACGCUGAGAAUCCAGUUAAAGGGUUCAUGCCUUCUCCAGGUCAAUUAACCGAAGUAAAGUUUCCUUCGUUUGCUCGUAUUGACGGUUGGGUGCAAAAGGGUACUGUUGUUUCUGGAGAAUACGAUCCUACCUUGGCAAAGAUUAUUGUUCACGGUGAAGACAGAGAUGAAGCAUUGCAGAAGUUGCGUUGGGCUUUGAACGAGACAUCUGUUUCUGGGUGUAUCACCAACAUCGACUACUUACGUUCCAUUGCCAACUCCCAGAUGUUUGAAACUGCUAAGGUUGCAACUAAAGUACUUGAUUCCUACGACUACUGUCCAACAGCUCUUGAAAUCCUUGCUCCAGGUGCUUACACUACAGUUCAAGACUUUCCUGGUAGAAAGGGUUACUGGCACAUCGGUGUUCCUCCUUCUGGAUGCAUGGACGAGUACGCUUUCCGUAUGGCUAAUCGUGCUGUUGGUAACGAUGCUGCUGCUCCUGGCUUGGAAAUGACGCUUAGUGGUCCUCGUAUUUUAUUCCACCAUAGUGCUAUUGUUGCAGUUACUGGUGGUGAUGUUGAGGUUACUGUUAACAAGCAACCAGUGGACCAAUGGAAACCUUUGGAACUUAUGAAAGGUGAUAUUUUGGGUAUUGGCAAAUUGAAUGCUGGCUGCAGAGCUUACUUGGCUAUUCGUGGUGGUAUUGACGUCAACGAGUACUUAGGCUCCCGUUCUACGUUUGCUUUGGGCAACUUGGGUGGCUAUAACGGUCGUACUUUACGCCUUGGUGAUGUUUUGUUCUUGGGCCAGCCUGAGUUGCCUAGCUGCUCUUUGCCUAUGCCAGCUAGUGCUCCUACUGAUAUUCCAAAGUCUUUGGUGCCUUCUUAUAAAUUUGAUAAGGAUACUCCAUGGACUGUGGGUGUCACUUGUGGUCCACACGGCUCUCCUGACUUCUUUACCCAGGAAGCUGUCCAGGAAUUCUUUUUUAGUGAAUGGAAGGUCCACUACAACUCCAACAGAUUCGGUGUCAGACUUAUUGGACCAAAACCUAAGUGGGCUAGAAAAGACGGUGGAGAGGCUGGUUUGCACCCAUCCAACGCCCAUGACUAUGUUUAUUCACUUGGUGCUAUUAACUUUACUGGUGACGAGCCGGUGAUUUUAACCUGUGACGGUCCAUCUCUUGGUGGUUUCGUUUGUGAAGCUGUGGUUGCAGAAGCUGAAAUGUGGAAGAUUGGUCAAGUCAAGCCAGGCGACCUGAUUAAGUUUGUCCCUCUUUCUUACGAUACUGCUAAGGAAUUGAAGAAGGCUCAGGAUAAGGUUGUGGAGACUUUGCAAGGAGAAGUUCCUUCGUUCACCAAUAAACAGCUUUCUGGCCCUGAAGACCCAGUGUUGGCUUGCAUUCCAGCUAACAGCUCGUGCCCUAAGAUCGUCUACCGUCAAGCUGGUGAUAGGUACAUUUUGGUGGAGUAUGGUGAGAACAACAUGGACUUCAAUUUGGCCUACAGAAUCCAUAAGUUGAUUGAAAUGGUCGGUGAACUUGGCGUCAAGGGAAUUGUUGAAAUGUCCAGAGGUGUUAGGUCUGUUUUGAUUGAGUACAGUGAAAUAAUCAGCCAGAACGAUUUGGUCAGAACGUUGCUUUCGCUUGAAAAGGAGAUUGUGUUCACUAACAAAUGGAAGGUUCCUUCUAGAGUGAUCAAGUUGCCUAUGGCUUUCGAGGAUAAGAAGACGUUGGAUGCUGUCAAGAGAUACUCAGAGACUAUCAGAUCUGAAGCACCUUGGUUACCUAACAACGUUGACUUCAUUGCCAACAUCAACGGCAUCGAAAGGUCUUCAGUCAGGGAUAUGUUGUACACUGCCAGAUACAUGGUUUUGGGACUUGGUGAUGUCUUCUUGGGAGCUCCAUGUGCUGUUCCUUUAGAUCCAAGGCACAGGUUGUUGGGUACCAAAUAUAACCCAUCCAGAACUCAUACUCCAAACGGAUGUGUGGGUAUUGGUGGUUCUUACAUGUGUAUCUACACCAUGGACUCUCCAGGCGGAUACCAGUUAGUUGGAAGGACUGUUCCUAUUUGGGAUAAGUUGACUCUUGGAGCACAUUCCGCUAAACCAUGGUUGUUGAACCCUUUUGACCAGGUUGAGUUUUACCCUGUUUCUGAAGAAGAGAUUGAUAGUUUGACAGAGGAAAUGUCUGCUGGUAAGUUCCCAGUGGAGAUCAUUGACUCUGUGUUCGACCAUGAACAGUACUUAAGAUGGAUCCAGGAGAACACUGACUCCAUUGACGCUUUCCACAAGACUCAAGGCGGGGAGAAGAUGGAAGAGUUCAGCAGAUUGAUCCAGGUUUCUAACGCUGAGCUUGAAUCUGGUAAAGGUGGUCCUCAAUUGAGCGAAGAGGAUAAGUUUGACGAGAACGCAGAAAUGGUCCAUUCAGAGUACUCGGGCCGGUUCUGGAAAUCGCUAGUUGCCGUUGGCGAUCAGGUCAAGAAAGGCCAGGCUCUUAUUGUGGUCGAAGCCAUGAAGACAGAAAUGAUGGUUUUGGCUACCAGAGGAGGCAAGGUCGUUAAGAUAAUGCACAAGAACGGUGAUAUGGUUGACGCCGGUGACCUUGUGGUUGUCAUUGAGUAA
Messenger RNA from Candidozyma haemuli, 5490 nucleotides. It is a transcript of the gene DUR1,2, whose product is annotated as bifunctional urea carboxylase/allophanate hydrolase. Bases 1 to 5490 code for a protein of 1829 amino acids. Gene Ontology annotation, cellular component: mitochondrion. NCBI's taxonomy places the organism in Eukaryota, Fungi, Ascomycota, Pichiomycetes, Serinales, Metschnikowiaceae. The record is from RefSeq and is a predicted model, not a curated record. Gene Ontology annotation, molecular function: metal ion binding; urea carboxylase activity; methylcrotonoyl-CoA carboxylase activity. The transcript has a single exon.